Messenger RNA from Apus apus (common swift), 4830 nucleotides. RefSeq names its product chloride intracellular channel 4 (gene CLIC4). Lineage: Eukaryota; Metazoa; Chordata; Aves; Apodiformes; Apodidae. The transcript has 6 exons. The coding region runs from base 56 to 817 and encodes 253 amino acids. The record is from RefSeq and is a predicted model, not a curated record.
GCGGAGGGAGCGCAGGCAGCGGCGCGUCCGGGCUGGCGGCGGCGGGGGGGGGGACAUGGCGCUGUCCGUGCCGGUGAACGGCCUGAAGGAGGGCGACAAGGAGCCCGUCAUCGAGCUUUUCGUCAAGGCUGGCAGUGAUGGUGAAAGCAUAGGAAACUGUCCUUUUUCUCAGAGGCUGUUCAUGAUUCUUUGGCUGAAGGGAGUGGUGUUUAGUGUCACAACAGUUGACCUGAAGAGAAAACCAGCAGACCUUCAAAAUUUGGCUCCAGGUACUCACCCCCCCUUCAUAACUUACAAUGGUGAAGUGAGAACAGAUGUGAAUAAGAUUGAAGAGUUCCUGGAAGAUGUUUUGGCUCCACCCAAGUACCUAAAACUUUCACCAAAGCAUCCAGAAUCAAACACUGCUGGAAUGGAUAUAUUUGCCAAAUUUUCUGCAUUCAUCAAAAAUUCUAGACCAGAAGCUAAUGAAGCCUUAGAACGUGGCCUCUUGAAAACCCUUCAGAAACUGGAUGAGUAUCUGAACUCUCCUCUCCCUGAUGAGAUAGAUGAAAACAGCAUGGAGGAUGUCACGGUUUCUACCCGCAAGUUCUUGGAUGGCAAUGAGAUGACAUUAGCAGACUGCAACCUGCUCCCCAAGCUGCAUAUUGUCAAGGUGGUGGCCAAAAAAUACCGCAACUUUGAGAUCCCCAAGGAAAUGACAGGGAUCUGGAGGUACCUGACAAAUGCUUACAGCAGGGAUGAGUUCACCAACACCUGUCCUGGAGACAAAGAAAUUGAAAUAGCCUACAGUGAUGUAGCCAAGAGACUCACCAAGUAACCAGCACUUGCAAAAGACAUGACUUCUUGCAUAUUCCAUAACAAUGCUUCUAACAGACUGCUCUUUUCAUAUAAGAUAGCGAUUUUUUUUUGCAUGAACUUGCAGUUAUUCAAAGUUCUGGUGGAUAGACCAGGUACAGUAAUUACCUAAAGUUUGCAGACUUAAUUAUAGGCUUGUUUUUCCUUACCUCCUUUCACAGCAAGUUUGAAUACUAUUAACACAGUUAUGUUAAUAUUGCACUGGGGUAACUCUGGAUUCUUCAGUAUGAAGGGUUAUCUUGCCCCUGCUACUUUUCUUUGCAAACAUUUUGUCCCUGGAUACAAAUUGGUUUCAGAUACUGUCUUGCUAUGUGGUACAAGGAAUAUUUAUGUAUUUUGGGAUUUAUUGCUUUUCCAGAAGAUCUAGACACAAUUGUCAUUAUCUGUGACACACUGAACUGUACCUGCAUGUCUAUCCUAUUUACAUAGAGAAGGGAACUUAUUAUCCAAAAGAGCCAUUUGCAGAAUAUUUGGCAAUGUUUUUCAGAAAUUUCUCUUGUUUUUUUUUUUUAAAUAACAGCAGUGGUUGAGAAUGCACUCAGGUGUGAAACUUGGAUUUAAAUGACCUCAGAUAUCAGGGAAGUUUGAAUCUAGGCUUGAGUGCUGUAGCAGAAAGCUGGCAGUUCAGGGUUAGUAUUUGGUUGUGUCUUCAGGAGCUUGGUGAGAUAAAAAAAAACAACAAACACAAUUUUAAAAAGAAAUGUGCAGUCUAGAUUGUUCCCAAAUUCUGAGUUGCAGCAAAUGAAUAAUGGUCAGGAUGCCCUUUACCAUCAGGAAACCAGAAGAAUUGCCAUCUGUUCACCUUGACAAUUGCAAGUGGCUUUUUUUUUUUUCUUGGUAGUUCAGAGCCUUUAUUUUGUAUAGGUCUUUCUGGUGUUAUUUACUGACAAAACCUGUGCUGUCAUAAACAAAAGUACCUGUAAACAUGAGUGUCCUCCUUGGUAAAUAGCUCCUGUACUGGUGAAUAGCAGUGCAAUGAUUAGCCAUGCAAGCUGUUAAAGUGGGAGUUUCUGGGAACUUUUUUAAGCUAUUUUUUUCCUGAAGAAAGCUAAAGUGACCUUUAAAGAUAACAUUUGCCUUAAAUUAUAGUAUGCUUUUUUUUUUUCCUUGGAAGGAAAUCUAUUAAUUGAUCUUGUAAAUAAAUGGUGCAUGAAAUCCAGUCCUUUACAUUGAAUUUAUCCUGAUUUCUUGUCUGUGCACCUGGACUGCAAUUUUGCAUCAUCAUAAUCAUUGCACUACUAUACAUAAUCUUUCUACAGCAACACUGAGGAAUAGCACUACAAUUUUUUUAAUAGCAAUUUUCAAAUAUUUCUAAGCUGGGGAAUAGUUUUCUUGUUUAAAAGUAAUGGUUUUGAUGCAUGAAAUAAACUGCUAGGUUAUUUUUAAAAGACCAUCAUAAACGACUCCAAAGAAUGCUAGACUUAUAUGCCUAUUUUUUUGUAAAGAUACUUUUAUAUUUAACUGAUUUUAGAAGCUGGAACGUGCUAUUCCUGGUAGGUUGUUCUUGGAAUAUUUAACAUUCUGCAAUAACAUGGAAAUGCUCACAUAAACACUUUUAUACACUAAUUUUUUUGGUAAGCACUGGCUUUAUGAAAACCAGCCUGACUUUUCUAAGCAUCCUGCUUUUGCUACUUCAUAUACCCAUGAAGUUAGUUUGAGGUAGAGGACAAGAUCCAUAUUUGUAUACAUGGCUUGUGGUGCCUUGUCUUUUGGAGCUAGAAAUCCAAUAUUAAAGCAGUUUGCAAUCCUGUUACAUGUCAUUUGAAGACAACCAUAGAUACAGAUUAGACCCUAUUACUAUUUCUUGCAGGGGUGUUUAGGCACAGAAAGAAAAUUUCAGAGCAACCUGGUUAGGAAAAACUGAAUUGUAGCCUUUUAAUGACUUGUGUUUUAAUGUCACCUUCUCAUCCUGAAUAAAGUUUCUCAGCCACCAUAAUCCUGUAGGGUUUCAGUCUUUGCUACAAAGUGACAGCUAGAAAAAGGAAUGGCUUCCUUUUUUGUUAAUGAUAUUUUUGAUGACAUGUAGGGUAAAACCAACAAACCCCUCAUUGGUUUGGUGCUGUUUGCCAUUGUAGUUAGCCCUUUAGGAACAGUGUAGGGAGCAGGGUGAUGAUGAGCAUAGCUUUGUUAAGUUUUAACUCCAAGACUUAGAUCGGGAUGGCCCUUGGAGGUUGUCUGAGGUGGCAGUGAUGGGGCCUCACUCCUUUUAAAAGCAGAUGAGCCCUGGUGUGCUCACUGCAGGGCACCAGAGAUGGGCAGGAAAACACCCCCAUGCAGUUUUCUCCUCUGCACAUUGUCUGCAUGUCCAUGCACACAAACACCUUGCUAGACACCAGGCUUGUUGUCUUUCAGAGGUAAUAUAUUCCCUCUACUUUUUUAGGCAAUCUUCAAACCAUUGUAAUACAUUAUCUUCAGCACUAAGCAUUUUAAUGAUUGUGUCUGAAAGCUUGUAAGCAAAGUUAAAGCUCCUGCUGUAACUCGUGUAUUUCUUAUCUCAGUACAAGGUCAGAGCCUUUUCCCUUGUAGGUGUCAUUCAGAUGAGGACCAGGAUAGCAAUUCCUGAGGCUGUUCCUGUAGGAGAGCUGUUAACUGUCCUGGCUGGAAGGAGUUCUAGGCUUCCUGUUGCACAGUUUGGUGGUGGCAGAAGCUGGCCAGCCUCCUGCUGCCUUCAGGAAUCUGCUGGUGAGUGAGCAGCUUUCACCUCAGUAGGUGAUCCCUCCAACCCAGCAGCGUGGAGCUGGGGUGGUGUGUCAAAGGCUUUGCCUCUGCUGUGGGUAGAGCACUUUCAUCUGGCCCCAAUCACCAGCUCCACAUUAAUUAAAAAAAGCCCUUUCAUAACUAUGUAAAUUCUUGACUUCUGUCAACUUGUUUACAAUCUGAUCUUUAAAUGCAUUUUUAAUUUCAUCAAACAGCAAUUAAUCUACCCCCUGUUUAAAUUUAAAAUGAUGCUUCUAGCCCCUUCUACAAUUUAAAAACAGCAGCUACCCUUUCAAGUAGGCAUUCCAGUUUGCAAGUUGGUUGCAUGUAUUAGCAUGCUGAAUAACUUACUUUAUUCUCAAGCUGAAAUAUGCUUAAAUUCCCAUUAAAACAGGUGACUUGUGUAUUUCCUGAACAUAAAAAGAAAAUCCAUCAUCUUCACCCUGUUUUUGUGUGGGAGAACAGAUUAUACUAUGUGCAUGAUUAUUUUUUUUAAUCCUUAACAAAGCUUUCCUUCUUGAAGAGGUUCCUUAUGUGUAAGAGCUGCCUGUUGAACAAGAGGCAUGUGAGUUUUGAAACCAUUUCAUGCACUCCAGAGCUUUCCUGUCCAUCCCCUGUUCCCUGCUGCCCUGUGGAACUGUCCCACACAGACACUCACAGCCCUGUAGCUUGUAUUUUCCCAUAAAAUUGGUGUUUUUUCCACAGUGGGCAUGUCUAAACUGAUUGAGAGCUGUGUGCAGUUCUCUGAUAAGAAGAAAGAUCUAAUCAAGUUUUUAUGCUAAAGGAGCAAAUUAGCAUUUUGUAUCAAAGGAACACAGACAUGAAUAAAUUGAAGCUGCUCGAGCCAAACCCACUGAUGCCUAUCUCAGUGGAGAACAAAAAGUGGCUAAGUGCAGUCAACUCUUUUUUUUCCACUCUCUGCCACUCUUGAGUGCUCUCUGAACCCAUCCACUGAAUAUUUUCAGAAGAAGGCUUUUUUUAUCCCAAGUGAAAAAAAAUAUUUGAGCUGCCUCAGAACCUGUGCCACCAACUAUUACAUUUUGUUUCUGGAGGGGGUAGGGGGGAGGGGGAUGGGAUAAUUGUGGAGGAGAAUUAAGGUGUUGAGACUCCCAAGACAGGACAUCAAGAAUUGGAGCAUUGUUUGCAGAAAUACUUGAAGAGUUGAUACAAUUUAUUGUAGUUUGCUUAUGUCUUUCACUCUCUGGAACAUCUUUUACAGAUAUACCAGUAUACUGCUGGCAGCUAUUGUUAAAAAUAAAAUUAUAUUUUCACUACCAA